Messenger RNA from Mugil cephalus (flathead mullet), 4258 nucleotides. It is a transcript of the gene msantd2, whose product is annotated as myb/SANT-like DNA-binding domain-containing protein 2. The coding region runs from base 42 to 1715 and encodes 557 amino acids. The transcript is spliced from 4 exons. The record is from RefSeq and is a predicted model, not a curated record. NCBI's taxonomy places the organism in Eukaryota, Metazoa, Chordata, Actinopteri, Mugiliformes, Mugilidae.
CUCCGAACGUCACCUUCCCUCCCCUUAGCAACAGAGGCAACAUGGCGGCGUCCAGUAACGCGGAGCAUUCUCCGGAGGUAUCGACGCCGUUAAAGAUACCGAAAACCGAGGUGCCAUCCCCCGAGUCGGAAGACUUGAGUGACAGCAAUCAAUACCACUCCGAUCCCUCGACACCUAACCGCUUCUCGCCUUUGAACGUGGGCACGGGGUCCGCGGGCCGGACGGCGGCCUCGUCCUCCUCCAACAGCUUCACGGCUUGCCGAGGGAUGUCGUGGACGCCGUCCGAGACUAACGCCCUCAUCGCGGUGUGGGGUAACGAGAGGCUGACGGAGGCGAGGAUGCAGCAGCUUGAGGUCGCCGGCACCGUGUUCUCCGGGAAGGCCCCCGGCCCUGCAAUGUACGAGCGGGUGUCCAGAGCCCUGGCUGAGCUGGGAUACGAGAGGACCCCGUCCCAGUGCAGGGAGAGGAUGAAGACGCUGCGCCGCUGCUACAGCCGUGUGAAGGAGCAUGGCAUAGGCAAAAGGAAGAGCAGCUACACUAUAGAGCAGCUAGAGAAGGUGUUCGGUCAGGGAGGCUGGGACUCCCAGAGCUGUGCCCCUGUGCUGAUCAACAGCAGUGGGUUGUAUCAGGAAAUGGAGUCUGACGGCAGCACUCUGGAAGAUUUCUCCCAGGAGGACUGGUGCAACCAGGUGCUGGACUCAGCUUUCCAGGAGGGAGACAUGGAUACUGAGGAAAUCCAGGUGCCUAAAAACAGAGCUCUACAGAUUCAAGCAGAGCUGUCAGAACAAACACAAAAAAGGGACAUGAUGCAGACUGUGAUACGUAUCCUUGAGUCAGUGCAGCUCAAAUGGGAGCACUUCCAGACGUGGACCGAGUUCUCACGGCUGCACCUCUCAAACAAGCUGGCCAUCUUCGGUGUGGGCUACAAUACGCGCUGGCGCGAGGAUGUGCGUUACCAUUACGCUGAAAUCAGCUCGCAAGUGCCACUGGGCAAGAGGCUCCGCGAGUACUUCAACCCAGAGAAGCCAGAGGGCCGCGUUAUCAUGACCAAAGUUCAGAAGAUGAAUUGGAAGAAUGUCUACUACAAGUUCCUGGACAUCACCAUCAGCGAGGCACGGUGCCUGGAGUUGCACAUGGAGGUGGACUGGGUCUCUGUGUGUUUGUCCAGGGCGGCAGGCUGCAGCAAAGGCACAUCCCACUACCUCCUUCCAGGGGACCUCCCCAAGGCAUAUGGACUAUACGCAAUUGGCUACGAGGCAGUGCUGUCUUCUAAUGAUGUCACUCACUUCUCUCCCCAUGCGGAUAGUGAAGACCACAGUUUACAUCAAUGCAGUUCAGAGAACGGGGCUCAAAGUCAGUCCGACGGAGAAGCAGUAGGGCAGAGUGACCGGACUGGGGCAAAAGUCACUUACUGCUACUUAGGCAUAGCUGAGGACAGGACCAUACAGCAGUGUCUCUUUCAGCACUUUCAGGGCUCCGGUAAACACUACGCCCACAGCGAACCCUCCGCUGUGACACGCUUCCUGCAGGAGAACUGUCGCAGCGGCGGAACAAGUCAGGACAACGGGGAAGGUGAAGACUCACCUCGCUGUUUUGCCAUUUACAUAAAAUUCAUUGAGGUGGAGCUGGACUUCCUCUCAGCAGGCUCCCUGGUGGAAUGCCUCGAAACUGCUGUCGGCUAUUCCUUGAAAUACAACAUCAGAGACAUGUCGUAACUACCACUCAGUGUUUCAGGUUCGUCAUAAUUAAAAAUCUAACAAAUGUUACAGCCAUCAAGGCAUCAAGAAAGUUUUCUCUGUUAUAAAGCAUGGAUGUGUGUAAGACUCUGGCAUAUUUCUAGGGCUGCAACAAAUGGUUAUUUUGAUUAUAGAGUCAUUUGCUAAUUAUAUUCCCAGUGAAUUUUGACUGCAAAAUGACUAUCGCAAGUAAAAUGUGCCCAGUGUAAUCCCCCUAAGAUGAGAAGAUGUAUUCAAGUUGCUUGAUUGAACAUUUAACAUUUAAAAUGCAAAAAGUCUUAUGUUAACAAUCAGAUUUUGGAAAUCUUGCAUGAUACGAAUAUUAGCACUAACUACCAGCCAAAAUCUGGCAACACAUUUAAUGGCUGGUACAUUUCAGACAAAAAUAUUAUGAUUUUUUAUCAGAUCGCUGAUGAUUUUGAACAUUUCUUUUUUGCCAGUGACUCGUCGACGUUCACAUGUUUGUGACUCUCGCACCCCUCUGACCUUCAUUAAGCCCAAAAAGAAUGAUAAUUCACAAUAUUUGCAAAUAUAUUGUGUACAAUUGUGGCAGCUUCAAGCUUAAACUAUUAGCUACGCCAUCCAAGACGUAUGUACUUGUAAUUUUAGGCUAAUGUGCACUACAAAGGUUCUGCUGCUUGGUUUAGUGUAAAUAAAUAUUGCCUCAUCAGGGAGCGUGGGGUUGGCAAGGUGACUACUGCAGUAUGCAUCCGUCUACCUCAGUAGGAUGUAGCAAACAAGGCAGUGUGGGGACCACGGUGUGUAUUUAUUCUGAAACUGCCUUCAUUUUGACUGUUGAUGUCUGGACCUGAACUCACUAAGAUUCAAUGGCGGAUUUACGCCUUACGUUUUGCACGGCAUGCAGCUAGGGAUGCUUCCAUGACAGAUACGGACAAAGAAUCAGUGUUCGCUAGCACAGUGCAGAUGAUAUUGCCCUUUGUGUACGCCAGUGUUUCAAUAUGGAAUAGAAAGUGUUUAUACCGACAAUUUCUGGUGGUAUCAUGACGUCUAGUCGAGAAGCUCGGAUAAAUGUUGACUUCAUCUUAUCCACUAUCCCCAGUACUCACGGCAUGUACAGUGGCUAAGCUACCAUGGAAAACAACUCUAAUCUCUGCCACCUGCUAAUUAUCAGCAACCAUACGUUGCGCCCAUACGACCUGCUGGCACGACCAAAUGGAGCACGCUUUUUAAGCUGUGUAUAUAGCUCUACUGCUGACUCAUGCAUUGUCCCUUGUUGGUCUAAUGCACACUGAAAUGUUCAUGUACACCGAUCAGGCAUAACAUUAUGACCACUGUCAGUAGAAGUUAACAACAUCGACCAUGUUGUGAGAAUACAGAAUUUUGGAUCUGGCAUCCUUUCAUGUGGAUGUUACUUAGGGUUAGGGUUAGGCGUUAGUGCCACACACCUGGACCAGACCAAGUACCCCCUACCCCAUAGCAAUGACAUUCCUUAAUGGUAGCAACCAUCCCCAGCAGGGUGCAGUCUGACACACACAAAAACAGUUGAGAAACAGCUAAAAAAUCUGUGGGAUGAUCCGUAGAGGCCCCUCCCCUCCAUCCAUAGGAUCCGAAAUCCACCACUAUAACAACAUUCUGUUGCCAGAUGCCUCAGAAGGCCCAUGUCCAUUCUCCUGAUGAGUCACAGCUGAUUUGGAGUAAUAAAAGAGGCCUACACAAUAUUAGGAAGAUGGUCAUAAUGUUGUGUCAUAGAAGUGUGUGGGAUGUUGCUCCAGAAGGACAAAAAUCUUUUUUUCUACAACACCAAGUUUUGUUGUUGCUGGAUAUUCCAAGAUAGUCAGACCACUAAGACACUAAAUUUAGAUGAAUUUGUGCCCUGGUAUCAGCCAAAAUGAUAAUCAAACGAUAAUACAGAGGAAUGUAAAUAUAUACUGUGAGUCAGUGUGUUUUGUGCGUAUGGUCAGUAGUUUGGGGCAUCUCUAGCUGCAGCCAUGGAGUUGUGGGUACGUGCAAACGGACAACACGGACUGUAUUGAUGAGAUACUAGCACCUCCCUCAUACUGGUAUUCCAAAUACAAUACACCCAAAACCUUGCCUGUGUUUGUGAUCAUCUGUUUGCUUACUGUUAACCAGACACAGGAGCUCUGAUCUAGAACUCCUAGUCAGGCCAAGACUAUAAAUAGACUGCGAAUGGUCGAUUCAUCCUUGACCUUGAAUCUAACUAAAUCAUUUAUGAACGUGAUUCCUGAGGUUAUGUGCAAUGUGCCAGGAAGGGACCGUGUAGAAAAGAAACAAGGGGUACGUCCAUACUGAAUCUAUGUAUAUUAAAUCUACCUUAUAUGACUAUAAUAUAUGAAUAUAUUUAAGAAUAUCAAUGUUCUUGAGCAUUCCGGCUUUUGCAAACUUGCAAUGUUCAUUUGUUUGGGUAUACAGUAUAUAAAGAUAAAUAUGAUAUUUUCUAUUUUAUUGGUUGAGACCAUGUCUGGUAUGUGAUUGUUUCAAAGUCACGUCUUGUAUGUUUACAUGUUUAAAAAACAAUAAACAGUGCACUCAGUGUCGUUUGA